AUGAAGACUGUUCUCUCCACACUCAUGGCGGCCACCAUGGCUCGCAUUACUUAUGCCUCUCCAGUCGAUUCUGGCCUCGUUGCUAGGGAUGAGAGUGUGAUUCCCUAUCCCAUUGGCCUUCUGGGCUGGGAGGGGCCCCUUACCCCCGGAGGUCCUGAUGUGUACUACGAGGGCGCCGACAUCGAGGCUAUCAACGCCCAGAUCCUCAUCGACGCCCCCGAGGCCUCCAUCUUUGUCAACAUCACCGAGUCCGGUGUUGAACAGAGAGAUAUGCACGACAAUAGCACUCUCGAAGCUCGCCAGGCUUAUUCUCAAACCUGCGGAGCUGGCCGCUGGGGCCUCGUGUCCCAGAUUGAUAUCCAAACUGGCAUCAAUCACUUGUACAACGUCGGUCGCUGCAUCGUGCAGGCACGCCAGUGCAUCCGGACCACCUGCAACCAGGAUUCGGCCAUUGCGUGGUGCAACGACAACACGUACGCCAUCAACGUCCCCUGCCGCACCGUCGCCGACUUUGCUUCCCUCGCCAUGUGGGAAUGCGUCAACUGGCGCGAGAUCCCCUUCCCGAACCUUCCCUCUACUCAGCGCUUCCACGAGGCCGAGCGCUGGAAUGUUAUUCUGUCGGAAUGUGGCAACUUCAGCCCCGGUGGCCAGCCGGUUUAA
Messenger RNA from Colletotrichum abscissum, 660 nucleotides. RefSeq lists its product as uncharacterized. Bases 1 to 660 code for a protein of 219 amino acids. The transcript is spliced from 3 exons. The record is from RefSeq and is a predicted model, not a curated record. Lineage: Eukaryota; Fungi; Ascomycota; Sordariomycetes; Glomerellales; Glomerellaceae.